Carassius gibelio (silver crucian carp) is the source of this 887-nucleotide messenger RNA. RefSeq names its product transcription factor Sp8-like. The coding region runs from base 180 to 887 and encodes 235 amino acids. The record is from RefSeq and is a predicted model, not a curated record. The transcript has 3 exons. Lineage: Eukaryota; Metazoa; Chordata; Actinopteri; Cypriniformes; Cyprinidae.
CCCACGCUACACGUCACCGAGCGCUCCGCCGAUGACGUCACCAGAGAACGCAGAUCUGAUUGGUCGCGCGGGCUCCGCCGGCUCUUCAAAGCCCGAGCCGAGCGCAUUGUGCAGCGGUGGGCGGUGAAAGGCUCCAAAACAGCCGAGGGACUUAUAAAUGCAAAGACCUUUCACAGGUGAUGGCAACUUCACUUCUUGGGGAGGAACCGAGGGUUGGAUCCACUCCAUUGGCCAUGUUAGCAGCGACCUGUAACAAAAUCGGGAGCUCGAGUCCCUCGUCGGACAGCGGCUCGUUUGGGAAAGGAGGAUUUCACCCGUGGAGACGCGCAGCGCCCAGCAGCUGUUCUCUCUCUCCGUACGGCGCGCAGCGCAACGACUCGUUCAGUGCCAACAGCUCGUUCUCAUUAACGGGCAACAACGCCUCCACCAGCCCGUUUGGAAACGAUUAUCCCGUGUUUCAAACUUCAGUGGCCAACAGUUCUCAGGACGCGAGCGCGCAGUCGGUGUUCAUCUCCAAAGUGGACACUCUGCAGGGGAUUUACCCGCGGAUGAGCGUCGCGCACCCGUAUGAGACGUGGUUCAAAUCCGCGCACGGUGGCAUCUCCGCCGGGGACGUGAGCGCCGGUGGCGGCUCCUCCUGGUGGGAUGUGGGCACCGGUUGGAUUGAUGUUCAAAACGCGAACGGCGCCGCGCUCCAGAGCUCUUUGCAUUCACCCUUGGGUGGAUAUAACUCAGAGUAUUCCUCCCUCACUCACUCCGCGUUCAGCGCCAGUCCGUCUCCGCAUCUCCUCACAGGAGGCCAGCACCUGAUGGACGGAUUCAAACCGGUUUUAUCUGCCACGUACCCAGAAACCAGCCCAGGUCCUAACGGCGCACGAUAUCGUUGA